Molecule: messenger RNA, 1626 nt
Organism: Malassezia restricta
Lineage: Eukaryota; Fungi; Basidiomycota; Malasseziomycetes; Malasseziales; Malasseziaceae
Exons: 1
Coding region: 1-1626 (541 amino acids)
Biological process (GO): DNA-templated DNA replication
Molecular function (GO): chromatin binding
Source: RefSeq, a predicted model, not a curated record
AUGGUGCCAAUAAUGACAGCAAAUGAGCGUCUGCUCACGCAGCCGCGCAAGGUAAUUCAGGAUACGUUUGAUAAGUAUGAGCAGCAUCCUACACAGGCACUAGUGCAUGCACUUAGCACACAGUAUGCGCGUGUGUUCACGGAGCCAUCGAUGCUUGAGCAGAUUCCGUACGUGGAACCCGGCUCAAUUUCGUCUCUGAUUUCUUCCCUUCAAGGUGAUCGCUCGCAAAAAGUUGGCAUUCUUGUGCGCUGGCGCUGCAUGAUUCAAGACACAGGUAUGGGUAAUGAGCUGUGCCUGGCUACUCUCUCAUCAGAUGGCCGUCGAGUGUGUGGCUUGUACGGUGCUGAUGCGCACUUCUCGCAUGCGAACCAGGACGACGCUGCGAUGGACACUGCUAAUUUGGGUGAGCGCACUGUGUUCUUUGCUGUUUCUGUCCCAGGUGAAACAGCUUGGGCACAUGACCAUAUAGUAGGUGCAUCGGCAUCACUCGGUCAUGCUAUGGAGAAGCUGAACGUGGAGCUGAACGAUACAACACGAACACCACGCAGCGAGCAUCCUAGCGUAACUGCGCUUGUCAAAGUGUAUGACGUGGAUGCUGCCGAGCAAUUCAAGACGUCUGACGUGAUCGAUGUCUUGGGUCUUUUAGAUCUCGGCACUUGCCCCCAGGCACAUUGGCACCUGGAUGAAACUGAGUCGACAGAGGCACCCAUUCUGCCAUGCGUGCAUGCGCUGCAUGUACGAUCUGCGCCGCCUCUCUUUCCUGCCGAUUCGGAUUCUUUGAAUGCUCCUGAGAACAUGCGAGCAUCACUCAUACAGUACUUCACUCAAGUCUUGGGGGGUGAUGCACUCGUGGCUGAAUACAUUCUCUUGGCUAUGUUAAGCAGAGUACACGCUCGAAAAAACGGCAUCGUGAUCGGACCCUUUUCGAUUAAUGUGACGGGACUAGACCGUGAGCACUAUGAAACGCUCGUCUCUGCACUCGAGCAAAUCAUGCCUGCUGUGGUAUGCCAGCCAUUGACUCUUGCCGAAUUGAAUGACGCAGCUCAUCCCCUGUAUGUGUGCGGCACAGACACUGGCAUACAGGCCGGCCGUCUCCAGCUUCCUCAUGGCACAUGCGUUGUGCUAGACGAGUCUGGCAUGGAUGAAGGACAGCUUAAUGAUGCAGGUGUGCGAAAUAUUCGCGCACUUUUUUCCCUGUUGCAACAGCACACUCUGCCCUAUGUGUUCCCGUUUUCGGAGCUGGACAUACCCACUGAUCUUGUCAUUAUCGUUGUAAGCCAGAGCAAAUCACUUCUUCCCGUGGAUGCACAUAUUCACGCGCGGCCACAUCACGCGCCUCAAAUGAAGGUGUCAUCUUCGAUGCUGCAUACUUUUCGCCUAUUCCUGACCAACAUUCGUCAAAAGACGCUGUCUAUCCCUGUGGACGUCUCAGACCAUAUUCAAGAUGACUUUGUGAAAAUGCGCCGUAGUGGUGCACACCGCUUCGACCAAGACGACCUGCAACGCUGCCUGCAUGUGUCGCGACUCUUGUCCUUAUCCCAUGGGCUCGAGCGGCUCACUACGGACAUGUGGAGUCAGGCCAAAGUGUUGGAUGCAACACGUGCCGAGCGAGUAGCUUUGCCGUAG